GUGGCAGCGGCAGGCCAAGGAAGUCGCGGUGUCGCAGCAUUUGUUCUUGACUGGAGAGGCUGGAUCUGGAAAGUCAUACCUCCUACAGCAUCUAAAGGAGAAUCUGCGUGACGAUCACAUCGCAGUGGCAGCUCCAACCUGGAAAGCUGCGUCCAGAAUCUGCGGCACUUCUGUACAUUGGUUCGCUGGGGUGAAUGUUGGAAAGCUUGAGGCAUCAGCUGAAGAGGCUCUGAAGUUCAUAGAGAGUCGACAAGAUUCGGAGGCCGUCCUUGACAGGCUUCGGCGGGUGAAGGUUCUGAUCCUUGAUGAGGUUUCGAUGCUGUGUCCAACAGUGCUUGAUAAUCUUGAGCAGCUCUGCCGUAUGGUACGUGAUUCAGAAGCUCUUUUCGGGGGGGUGCGCUGCAUCUUCUCGGGCGACUUCAUGCAAAUCCCGCCAGUUGCAAGCAGCAAGCUCGCGUUCGAGGCUCGAUGCUGGAAGGCGUUGUUUGCAGAGCCACGGCAACAGCAGACUUUGCGCAGCCAGCAUCGGCAAAGCGAGGAUCGCGUUUUCCACGAUUUCCUCAAGCGACUGCGGUAUGGCUACCUGCAUGAAACUGACAUAGGCCUUCUGCUUGCGGCAUCAGGCCGCGAAGGAGCAUCUGAGUGGUUAUCUAUGUUUGCCAAGAAUGAAGAAGUGGAGAAAGUGAAUGAAUCGAGGUUGCGAAGGCUAGAAGGAGAGGCCGUCCCUUUCGAUGCACAGGAUGACUUCCAUCCGGACGUGACUGUCCAGAGCAGGAAGGAGUUGGAAGUUGGCCUGGAUGAGCAGUGCCCUAGACGGCUGGUACUCAAAGUCGGGGCACCAGUGCGCCUCACACAUGUGCAAAACACCAAAGCAAUUCACAGAGGAAUGGAGGGCAUUGUGAUUGGUUUCGAGGACAGGGGGCCUGUUGUGCAGCUGCAUGGCGGCGGUGGCACACUGACGGCAGAGCCACGCAUCGGUGCUUACAUCCAAUCAGGGGCCGGGGGACCAUGGCUUGCAAGGAGGAAGCAAGUCCCAUUGGCCCUCGCGUGGGCCACCACCUUGCACAAAGCGCAGGGGAUGACGCUCACGCAUGCGGCGACGCAUGUGAGCGAUGUGUUCCAAGAUAAUAUGGGCUACGUAGCUUUGAGCCGGGUGUCGAGUCACAGCGGCUUGAAGUUGAUUGACCGAUUGGACAGCAUGACCUCCAUGCAGUUGCGGAAUUGGCUCGACCGGAAACUGUGCCAAGCUUGCCCAAAGGCAUCGGCAUUCCACAUGAGCAUGCUGGAUGCGCAGGACAAGUGCCAGAUCGAGGGGGGGCGGAGAAAGUUUCGGCAACUGCUGGACAAUGACAGCCUUUGGAAAGGAGCUCUGCGUAAGGCCGGCUUCGUCGAGGGGGCUAGCUACCAGUACUCAGACUCUCGCCCUGACUGGGCUGUCCAUCAGUACGGUGAUCGCUGCUUCAAAUGCGGCAAGACCGGCCACUGGUGGGCCCAUUGUCUGGAGUGA
Symbiodinium necroappetens is the source of this 1507-nucleotide messenger RNA. Lineage: Eukaryota; Dinophyceae; Suessiales; Symbiodiniaceae. The record is from the annotation of a GenBank genome assembly.